Molecule: messenger RNA, 4373 nt
Organism: Xenopus tropicalis (tropical clawed frog)
Lineage: Eukaryota; Metazoa; Chordata; Amphibia; Anura; Pipidae
Gene: ezh1
Product: enhancer of zeste 1 polycomb repressive complex 2 subunit
Exons: 22
Coding region: 521-2902 (793 amino acids)
Biological process (GO): chromatin remodeling
Cellular component (GO): nucleus
Molecular function (GO): histone methyltransferase activity; histone H3K27 methyltransferase activity; histone H3K27 trimethyltransferase activity
Source: RefSeq, a predicted model, not a curated record
AAGACAAGCUGCAGACUUUCAUAGUCUCAUAGCACUGCUGGGGCCCUCCCCUGUCACACAGCUAUAAAACAGAGGUUUAGUUUUGUUCAGCGACAUCUGCUGGGGGCCAUCUUCUGAUAUGUGAAAUUGAAGACUGUGAUAGCUGGAGGGCAAUGUCGUUAUGUAUUGUUACUUUCCCCAGCAUACAAUAAGAGCUGGGGCUUUAGCAGUGGACCAUUUCCCACAGGAGGCUGUUACACGGUAGAAGAAAAGUGAUGGGAAUUAGUCCUAAAAACUAGAGCGGACUCCGAGCAGAGAGAGAGGCAGGGGGUGGGACAUGGGCUGCUUAUUGCACAGAACUGAUUGUCACUCACAGAUAUGACCACUUCCUGUGGGAGAAUGAAAAGACAUGCCCAGCCCUCAUUGCAGCCUAGAGAGAAUCUCUCUGCAGCUCUGAUAUCAUGACAGUUUUACAAGCAUUUGUUGUCAGUAGUAAUUUAAGAUAGAACCAACCAUCAUUAGAGGGUACAUACAGCCCACGAUGCGAUCUGUCACCCCCAAGGAUUGCUCUACUGUCCUACACAGCCCAAUGGAGCCUCCAGACCCAACAUACACAAGAACAUUGAUGUGCUGGAAGAAGAGAGUGCGUUCAGAAUACAUACGGCUGCAGCAACUAAAACGUUUUCAGGCCAAUACAGCGGCUAGGAUGUUUUACGUAGAAAACCUGACAAAGGCACAAGAAAGGGCACACCUUUUAAAUGAAGAUUGGAAGAAAUUAAGGGUGCAGCCCAUUCAGAUGAUGAAACCUACAAGUGGCCACCCAUUCUUGAAAAAGUCCACAGUGGAAAGCAGCUUCCCAGGUUUUGCUGUCCAGACCAUAUUUAUGAGAUCCCUGAACACUGUGGCUUUAGUGCCCAUCAUGUAUUCAUGGUCACCUCUGCAACAGAAUUUCAUGGUGGAAGAUGAGACUGUUUUGUGUAAUAUUCCUUACAUGGGCGAUGAGGUCAAGGAAGAGGAUGAGACCUUUAUUGAGGAACUGAUCAAUAAUUAUGAUGGCAAAGUGCAUGGAGAAGAAGAAUUAGACUUGAAAUCAACCAUGUUAUCAAGUCCUCGAUUACAUGACCGUGAGCGGUUAUUCAGGUUUGGGCAGUCCUUCUCCUCUGGACGAAACAGUACCAUUAAAACAGGUUCUGGUCUACUGGAUGAUGCUUCUUUCUUAGAGCUUAUGGAAGCCCUUCUUCAAUAUACCGAUGAAGAGGAGAAAUGGCUUAGUUAUUCUACUGAAGGAAAGGGGGAGGAGGUAAAGGAAGAGGGUCCCAUGACCAGGAAGAGGAAACGCAUUGCUGAGGAAGGUAGCAAGAGAGUCUGUAGGAGCCUUCUGCCAAAUGACUUGAUCUUCAGUGCAAUAUCAGCUGUGUUUCCAGAGAGAGGCUUUCCAGAAGAAGUGAAAAAACGGUACAAAGAACUGACAGAAGCCUAUGAUCCCAAUGCAUUGCCUCCCCAGUGUACUCCUAACAUUGAUGGACCAUGUGCCAAAUCUGUGCAAAGGGAGCAGUCUCUUCACUCCUUCCACACCCUAUUCUGUCGCCGCUGUUUUAAGUAUGACUGCUUUCUACACCCAUUCCACGCAAGUCCUAAUGUAUACAGGAGAAGGAAUCGAGAAAUAAAGAUUGAAACUGAGCCCUGUGGAAUUCAUUGCUUCUUGUGGCUGGAAGGAGCAAAAGAAUAUGCUAUGAUGAACAAUCCCAGAUCCAAAUGCUUGGGAAGGCGUCGCCGGAAAACCACAGCCCUUGCUGCCUCUGGCUCAAACUCUAAUGUAAUGGAGACUAAAGAGGGGGACAGUGAUCGAGACACUGGCAAUGACUGUGCUUCUAGCUCUUCAGAAGCAAAUUCACGGAGCCAAACCCCUACCAAACAAAGGCAGGGAAGCCUAAGUGGGGAGCUUCCAGAUGUGUCUGAACCCAGUGAGCCAGUGGAAUGGUCUGGAGCUGAGGAGUCACUCUUUAGGGUCUUCCAUGGAACUUACUUCAACAAUUUCUGUUCCAUUGCUCGUCUAAUGGGCACCAAGACAUGCAAGCAGGUUUUCCAGUUUGCUGUGACAGAUUCCUUGCUCUUAAAAGUGCCAGCAAAGGAACUAAUGAGCACUGCACAAAAAAAGAAACGGAAGCACAGAUUAUGGGCAGCUCACUGCAGAAAGAUACAGUUAAAAAAAGAUAAUUCUGCAAACCAAGUGUACAAUUACCAGCCUUGUGACCACCCGGAUCACCCAUGUGACAGCACGUGUCCCUGCAUUAUGACUCAGAACUUCUGUGAAAAGUUCUGCCAGUGCAACCCAGAUUGUCAGAACCGCUUUCCAGGAUGCCGAUGCAAAACCCAGUGUAACACCAAGCAGUGUCCAUGUUACCUCGCUGUACGAGAAUGUGAUCCAGAUCUGUGUCUGACAUGUGGAGCAUCCGAACACUGGGAUUCUAAGGUGGUGUCCUGCAAAAACUGUAGCAUCCAGAGAGGACUGAAAAAGCAUUUGCUGUUAGCACCGUCUGAUGUUGCUGGGUGGGGGACCUUCAUUAAAGAGUCUGUCCAGAAGAAUGAAUUCAUCUCGGAAUACUGCGGUGAGCUGAUCUCUCAAGACGAAGCAGAUCGAAGAGGAAAAGUUUAUGACAAAUAUAUGUCCAGUUUUCUCUUUAACCUCAACAAUGAUUUUGUUGUUGAUGCUACACGUAAAGGAAACAAAAUCAGAUUUGCAAAUCACUCUGUUCAUCCCAAUUGUUAUGCAAAAGUGGUAAUGGUGAAUGGAGACCAUCGGAUUGGAAUCUUUGCUAAAAGAACCAUACAAGCAGGAGAAGAAUUGUUCUUUGAUUACAGAUACAGCCAAGCUGAUGCCCUGAAAUAUGUUGGUAUUGAACGAGAGACUGACAUUAUAUAAUGUCUUCGAAAUUUGGUUGUUUCAUGUACUUUGUCACUGCACCUUGUGAUGAUGCUGUUUGUUGUUGUCUCUUUCCAUUUUCUUCUUUCCCAUCCCCUUUGAAUGCAUUGGGAAUGGAUGCCAGAAAAACUCCUGAUAUUGCCAGGCAUCUCUUGUUCGCUCAACCAUUUGCUCUUUUAUACUGCUACCAGUGAAUUUCCCCCUUAAUGUAGGAAAGAGAAAAAAUGGAGCAAAUGAGGAGGAAAUUAACAAAUGAGAAGAGGUUGAAGGAAAAGAGUAAAAGAAGGAGCAUAUGACAAAGACUAAAAAAGAACUGAGAACAAAGUAACAGAAGAGGGAUAGAAAAGAGAAAACCCAAGCAAGAAAAAACAAGGCAUCAUUGAAGAAGGACUAUUUAUAAGAAUAAAUGAAGAAAGGAAGCAAUUACAGAGAAAAGAAUAACUUUUAAAGUGUGGACCCGUUGUCUAAAAUGUCCUGGUGGGCACAUGGGAACUGACACAUCAGUCUGACACAGGACUCCAUAAAACUGUACUGUUGUGAAAAGAACUCUUUGCUGGCCAUUAAUUCUGACUAUUCUGUUGCUACAAUUUUUUUCUGGGUUCAAAUUUUAUCACAAAUGGUAGGCAUGCACUUGUCAAAAACAUUAGGCUCAUUGUUCCUUAGUUACACUGAUCAUUAUGUUUAGGCCACUUCUCUAUAUGGAAAUCACUUGUUUCACCCUCACAGCCAAUCCUACACACAAAAACUACACACAGACAUGUCCUGGAAUGCGUAACAGGGUUAAAUGGGAAUAUACAGGCCCUGGUUUCAUAGACCAGGAAGAACUAGUGAAUUAGUAAAAAAGUUGGAGGGAGCAGGCUGCCAUGUCACUGAAUAGGAAUGAUGGAAGAAGCAGUCCGGUAUGUGACCAAAGAGUUGGCUGUCAUGGAGUAGCAUUGAGCAGUAAGGGAAUAGGCAGCCACGUGAGUAGGUAAGAAGGGCAGGAAGUUCAAGUGGGGGAAUGGGAAUGCCAUGUCAACUAGCAGGGAGGGAGAAUAAGCAAGCAGGCAUAUCUCAGAGAGGAAUAAAGAACUGGUGGGCAUGCCACCAAGCAGGAAGGGAGUAAGUAGCAGACAGAAAGCUGGUGGAAAAUAGGGGGUAGACAUUGAUGGACUGAAGUGUGGGGGACAGGGAAAUGUUGAUGGUUUGGUGGUGUAGUGUACUGUAAGGAAAUGCUGACUGACUAAUGUGGAUGGAUUAAUGUAUUGGUUUUCAUCAUACAUUCUAUGAAAAAGUCAACAUUAAAAUAAGCUUAUAGUUUAGUAAACAUUGGUAUUCUAUGACAUAUGUAGAUAUCAGUCUCUGCAGUGUCUGCACUCCAAUGCAAAAAACCUUGUAUCUUGUGGGGUGUGCAGCCAAAUUUAAUUAUUUAGCAAUAAAUAUGAAAGGUCCUGUUGAGGACCGAAACGUCAGAUUUUUUAUAUAAGAUGGU